Molecule: messenger RNA, 870 nt
Organism: Mesorhabditis spiculigera
Lineage: Eukaryota; Metazoa; Nematoda; Chromadorea; Rhabditida; Rhabditidae
Source: the annotation of a GenBank genome assembly
AUGUUAGUCGCGUUGGCUCAAAAUCAUUCCAUCACCGGGAGUCUAUUUUUGGGGUUGAAAAGAAAUGGUGACGCUGUUGGAUGGACCGAUGGGUCUAAAGCCGACUAUAUGAACUGGGAUGCAGGCGAGCCAGCUGAUGGCAAAGACUGUGCCUAUAUUUCAUUUGACACUAAAAAAUGGAGGAUGGAGAAUUGUAAGACAUCGAUACCGUACUCUUGUCUAUAUCCAGCCGCUACAACCCCUGCCCCAUCUUUGGGUCCUACCACGGCGACAGUCGCUAGUACCAAGGCUGUAGUUACUACUGGAGCUACGGGAACUACUAAUAACGUCUAUACCGUAACCCAAGGACCUUCAGGACCUACGCCACCGCAUCAGGAUGUUCCUUGCCUGGACCAAUGGGUUUACCUUAAUUUGACUGGCAUGUGCUAUUGGCACAGUCGCUUCACCUACUUUGACGCCGCGGAAUCGUUGUGUGUAAUGCAUGGCGGUCACCUCGCUUCUGUGCAUAGUUGGGAGGAGAAUGAGUUCCUGAAACAGUUAACUUGGGAAAAUACAUGCGCAACUUGUGAUGUUCUAUGCGGAGGUUUCAACAUCGGCUCCACAUUUUUGGGGGGAUUUUUGGAUACCAGCAAGGAUACAUUGACAUGGCUGGACGGGACUCCAGAUGAUUUUAGGGGGAAUGUCUGCCAAAGUUCAACAAGCCCGAGUAUGAUUAUGCUCCGUUCCUACCCCACAAUGUGCUCAUCUCCUUGUUUUGGUGGUGACUGGUGGCCUAUGGACGGAUGGUCUGGAAAUGCUACACUUUCCGAUUUCGUCUGCAAAGCCCCGCCUUUGGUGUCGACCACUAUAGCGACAACACAAGCCAAUGUU